AUGCACUGCCAGUGGUGUGAGAGCUCCCAUCACACCGUGGAGGAUUUUCAGGCGAUGAGGGAGUCUACCACCCCCAAGGAGCAAACCACCAGUCCCCUAGGGACCACCUGGAUUCCAAAGGCCUCCUUACCAGCCCAGACAAGGGCAAUUUCAGCAGCCACAGCAGCCUCUCUACCCUCCCAGACAUGGGCUAGUUCCACCUCAGUCACAGGUGCGGCCAUUUCAUCAGACAGGGGAAGCACCUGCAGCCCCAUUACAGAGUGA
Messenger RNA from Linum trigynum, 264 nucleotides. The record is from the annotation of a GenBank genome assembly. Lineage: Eukaryota; Viridiplantae; Streptophyta; Magnoliopsida; Malpighiales; Linaceae.